CACACCGAAAGCAGGAGCAAUUUGCUCGAACUUGCUGGAAGUUCUUAAAGUUUUUGUCAAGAAAUACGUUUUCACUUAAAAAGAAAUUUUAAUUUUUCAGUUACCAUUUCUAAGAUGAAACAUAAAGAUCAUAAGAAAGUGAAAAAGCCAAAAAGGGAUAAACAUUCCAAGUCUCAUCGAGAUGGCUCAAGGAAAUCCAAGAAAUAUCUGAAAUCUAAGGAAAAUGAAUGGAAGGAAGAGGAGUUAAAUACGAAUAGAGAGCUGGAAUGCAAUAGAGUUUAUACGAAACCGCCCAUUUCGGACUUCGAUGUGCUCAGCAUCUAUGCGGAUAUAUCAAAGCUGUGCGCUAUAGAGCGUUUUCUGAAUAUGCUCUAUCGUCCUUUCACUUGCUUUGUGCGCACGAAUUGCGCUUUUAAGCUCUCUGAAUUGGACUGCUUUCUGUCGGACACGCGCUACGAGCCGGAUAAGCACUCGGCUCUGCUCAUACGGCUCUCGAGUCCGUCGUGCAGCUUACGGCUUUAUGAUAAUGGCAACAUCUGCUGCAAGGGCUAUUCGUACGAUAGUGCCGCUCUAGGCAUACAUCGUUUCAUUGGCACCAUGGAGCAUCUGGGCUAUACGCCCGUGUUUCAACAUCCCCGCUUUAACGUGGUCAAUGCGACAUUCUGUAUGCCUUUCUCGAUCAACUUGGCCCAGCUGCACUUGGAGUACUGCGAAGAUUGCCAUUACAGGCCCGAAACACAUCCAUAUCUAAUAUACAAGAUACGCAAUUCAUCCAUUAAGUUGGCCAUCUUUGCCGUUGGCUAUAUCUAUGUAAUGCUGUCGUCGCAGCCGCGCUACACCCAGAAGGCGAUCGCUUUUAUAAUGCCCAUACUAUUUCGGCACAGAGCUGGCCAGAGAUCCCUUGAUCCAGAGCUGAGCAUCGGCGACAUCAAUUUCAAAUUGCUGUGGGAGAAUGAAUUCCAGAAGGCAUACCAAGGCGUACUUAAAUAUUCCUGAUGAGCUGUAACCAUGUGCAACAUUGUUGAUGUUAGCUCUUCUGCUUCGUCUUUUUGCUGUUGCCAAACUUUUGUUUUUCAUACAUGAAAAUAAAACUUUUUUAUAUAUAAGCUGCAUAUCCGGUAUAUUCUCAUAAAUGUCGAAAUGCACCGCUCGGAGUACAGGAAAACUUUUUCGGUUUAGUUAUUUAAAUGACAAGAGCCGUUGCGCCAA
This is a messenger RNA of Drosophila hydei, 1209 nucleotides long. RefSeq names its product TATA box-binding protein-like protein 1 (gene Trf5). The transcript is spliced from 2 exons. Gene Ontology annotation, molecular function: DNA binding; RNA polymerase II general transcription initiation factor activity. The record is from RefSeq and is a predicted model, not a curated record. Bases 115 to 996 code for a protein of 293 amino acids. Gene Ontology annotation, biological process: DNA-templated transcription initiation. Lineage: Eukaryota; Metazoa; Arthropoda; Insecta; Diptera; Drosophilidae.